Didymodactylos carnosus is the source of this 4152-nucleotide messenger RNA. The record is from the annotation of a GenBank genome assembly. Lineage: Eukaryota; Metazoa; Rotifera; Eurotatoria; Philodinida; Philodinidae.
CAAAACUUUUCCAAAGUAGGGGGCUUUUGUAGACCAAACAUUUUAAGGAAUUUUGGUAAAAGGCGCAAAUCAAAAAGUUGUAUCAUUGCUGAGAUACUGAUAUUUUACGAAAAGCCCUGAAAAACGUAGAUUCCGCCAUCUUGAAAAUUUGCCAACUUUAAACUCUUCUAACGCAGUAACAACAGAUUACUUAACCUUGGCGAUUUUCCCAUAAGUAGCAGAUAGUGUCUACUACAAAUCCACGCAACCGCGAGCUCAAAACAUGCUUUCGUUAUUUUGUAAUAGAUGCCGCACUAAGAGCCCAAAUCCAAACUAUUGUCUCGCGGUUGUUAUAUUUUCUGCGUGAUGGCCCUGUAUUUACAAGCCUUUGCUUUUUUUGUGCUUUCCUUUUGUGCUUUUUUUUGUGAUCGUUUGAUACUUCUAAGCUUAAAAUCUGUACUUCGGCUUGAGACUCGUCUAGCUGUUGGGCUAACUGCAGUACAGGUUAAAGAAAAUACGAAAGCAGUCGGGCUGGAGGCUCGUGUUCGAGUAAGAAAGCAUUAUUUAGAAGUAUUUCGUUAUUUCAUUGUGCUUUUUAUAGCUCAAAUAAGCUGGACUGAGGCCGGCAUUUUCGGAUAUAAAAGACGCUUAAUCCCAGGUUUCUAUUGUUAGAUCUUUGCCCUGAAUUCUAACCUAAAUUCCUAUCUUUCUGCAUGUCAGAUGGUUUUUAGAGCAAAGGGCAUAUUCAGUCUUCAAAAGUAAAACAAGUUUACGAGGAGGCAGCGUCUCUAUUGACGAAUACGCCUGUGUAAAUAAAGCCAACUAUUUUCAAAUUUCGCGCUAUUCCGGUUCAAAGGGCAAAGUGCACUGCGUACAGCCUACAAUUCAGAUUUACACUAUGCUUUACAGGGCAAAGAUCUAACAAUAGAAACCUGGGAUUAAGCGUCUUUUAUAUCCGAAACAGAUCCUAAAUGUAUUCUUAUCUUCGAAUGUUAGCGCAAUAUUUAGAAUCUGUACACUUUGAAUCCUUUUUGCAGAAACCAGGUUGUGGAUGGAAAAGGAGACUAGACGCGUACAUUAUAUAUGCACUAAAAAGAUCUCAUUAACAACAUUGCGAGAAGAUGGAUAAUUAAUUAGAGCGAUUUGGCGCCAAACGACCGCUUGUGAUUCGCGCUCAAGUCUAUUUCUGUUGCAUCUGGCGGAAUAAUUAUAAUUAGGAGUUCUUUUCAAUAAACAUGCAAGAAAUUCCGCGUUUUUCCAUUAUUUUGAGUAAAGCAAGCGCUUCGACGUAGAAUUUUAGGCAUAUCAAUCACCUUGAAUUUCUAUUGGUUAGCGUAAGAAACAAAUAAAAUAGUUGUACGCAUCGUGUAUUUUAAAGGCUAUUAUAAUUGCGUAUUCCGCAAUUAUUCAGUACAUCUUAUUCCAAAGACAAGUUAAAUAACGGCUAAAUCAUAAUAUCAAAUUACUCCACUAAGAGCAUAAAGCCGUAUACAGCAAGGUAGCCAAAAGGCGGGGUAUUCUUCCUUCUUCCAAUCAAAUGCUUUUCAUCCGUGAAGUGAGAUGCGAACUUUGAGUGCUAAGUUAUUCGGAUUCUCCAUGUACCACAGUUCAUACCUAGCUGAUACCUUCGUAAAUUCAUGAAACCUUUUGUCUCAUUUACCCCUGAAUUUUUCUUACCAUACAAAAGCAGAGCAGCUUUCGUUCCUUCCGACGUGCAAUGAGCAACAGUGCAUAAAUAUCAUUUAACAGUAGCGUGUGCUUUCUGCUCUUAAUCGCUAAACGAGUAAGCAAGUCAGCAAAGAAACUAAUCGCAGCCGUCAUGCAGCCAAUAAACAUGCCAAAAGAAAGAAAGAGCGUACGUAUUGUGGUAGUUGUUGUUAAUUGAACUGUUGACGCAAGUGAUGUAGCUGUGGAUUUUAAGUCAAAAGAAAUAAAUACACAUAAACUUUUGGGUCUUACACUCCAUCAACUGGAUGUGAAAUCUACCUGCUACUGUAAUUAUUACAUUGGUCGUAGUUUGAAGUGUUGUUGCUGAUGAAGUUUCUGUUGAAGCUAAAAUUCGCUUGGUCGAGGUAGCUGCAAUGAGACGAAUUUUGACACAGUACCGUUUCUAAUAUUGAAGCUGGAUCUUACAGGUUUUCGAUCAUGUUGAAUCUAACGGUAUCAGCAAUCUUUUUGGCUCCCUUACGUCAUAAUGGGAUUCCAGAAAACCGAUUUUUGCGCGCUGAGAUUUUACCAAGCACUUUUUCUUAGAACAGUCUUAGACAUUGAAGUCAAGCAACCAUAUAGGCCUUGUAGAGCAUACUGUCUUUACGCAUUGUGUAUUUUAAAGGCUAUUAUAAUUGCGUAUUGCGUAUUUUAAAGGCUAGUUAUUGGCAGCGCUGAUCAUCUUGGCAAUAUUUGUUUUUAGAAAAAAUUUAACAAUCUCCCGAAAAGCAAGUGUUAGGAAAAUUAGGGUUUCGAGCCUGUUCCAAGGGGGAAACACCGUACUUUCCGCUACUCCGCGGAGUGAACUUUCACUCCGGUUUACUCCGUCACUCCAGUUCGCUCCGGAGUGGGCGGAGUGACAAGUGGUAUAACUCUCGUCUCUCACAUUUGUUGAUCGGCUUUCUUCUCAGCAAUAGUAUGCACAGCACUAAUGAAUGCUAACAAUCCAAGUUCUUAAAAUAAGUGAUAAUCAUAUCAGCAAAUAUCGAGCAUUGCUGUGGUGAAACUGUUGCUACUGGGCUCAAUCAGGCUUCCUUUGUAACUAUAGAUAACAGUGGAAAUCUUUUCGUUUCUGAUUCAGGAAAUUAUCACAUUACGAAAUUUAUACUUGGUUCAACAACGGGAACGGUAGUUUAUGAUGGUAGUGGUAGUAAUGUCAAUCCUCAAGGUGUUCGUAUUGUUAGUGAUGGAACGUUGUAUUUUGCUGAUGGUAGUAAUUCUGUUGUAUUCAAAUUAACCAAUGCAACAGGAAAUGCUACAAUUGUUGCCGGUGAAUUUGGUGUGGCUGGUUCCCCUCCAUCUGAGUUUAAUAUGCCGACCGGUGUAUAUGCUGAUAGUCGCACAUUUUAUGUUGGAGAUUAUAUAAAUAAUGUAGUUAUAAAAUUUUUCUCUAAUUCAACCAGCGGAACUAAUGGAACCGUUGUUGCAGGUAAAAUAAUAUAUCACUUUAAUCAUUCACUCAACAGGCAUGAUAUGCGAUGGAGAAGAAAGACGUUUGUCUUCGUUCCAGAAAAGCACACUUAAUAUAAUACUCAUUAUCAGCAUCAAAUUCUCAAUUGAACGAUGUGGUAGAAAAAUCAGAGAAAAAUCAUUUUUUCAAUCUUCCAAGGAAGUGUUAGAAGCGAAACUUUUUCGAACAAAGUACAAGUCAACAUUUUACAUUUUCUCUACCUGAACCAUUAAAAAUGUGGCAUUUUAAUCGACGUUUUUCUAUCGUUGUUUGAGGAAGAACGUGAAAAGUUGGACGAUUAUGCAUUAUAACUAACAAGAGAAACUCCGAUUUCAAUGAGCUUUUGUCUGUAGAUACUAUAUAGAGUGCUAGUAAGAAUCCUAAAAGGAUUUGGGUUCAUAUUGGUUCUUUCAAAAGUUAUGAAUGUUUUAUAACUUAGCAAAGAAUUUGAGGGAAGGCUGAAAUUUUCUGUGAUUAUAAAUACAGAAAAAAUGUUCACCCUUUCACAUUGUGUUUUGACUCUGGUAUCGAAUUUUUAAUAACUUAUGCUAUGCGAUGUAUGGACAAAAUAAAAACAUUCAUAACUCUUGAAACAAGCAGCACGAACCCAAAUCCUGAAUAGUAUCUAUAGGCAAAAGAUCAUUGAAAUCGGAGCUGGAUAUCUGGGGAGGUUCCCUCGUAAGUCUUUAUCUCAAAAGCUAUGCAGUCACUCCUUUUCCAAAAUAUGACCUUACAAAUGAAAGAACAGGGUCAAAAUUAGAAAAUACCUCAAAAAGCAGGAGAACUGGCCAUUAUUAUGCCUUUUUUAAUACUAAAACAAGCAGAUAUAAGCAUAAGAUAGCCAUAUUCGUAAUCAGCUAUUUGAGAUCAGAUAUUACUAUACUUGUAUAUAAGGUGCGGGUAAUUCAAAGUUUCCGUGACUUUUCGAUUUGUUUAAAAGAUACAUCAUUCGAUAGAGCUCGUCGAGCUCUACAAGAAUAUGAGGUUUAAAAAAUUUCUAACCCCUUUCUUCGUGA